This is a messenger RNA of Striga hermonthica, 1689 nucleotides long. NCBI's taxonomy places the organism in Eukaryota, Viridiplantae, Streptophyta, Magnoliopsida, Lamiales, Orobanchaceae. The record is from the annotation of a GenBank genome assembly.
AUGUCAGUAAAUUCAAGGGCCACGGCACGCGAACUGAUGUUCGGGCCGCUCAAAAUAUUCGUAGGCGGAGAUUCAGACAGGGCCUGGAAACCACGCUACAAAAUCACAUUCGCAUCGUCCGCGAGUAGCUUUUCCUUCUUGCACGCAAACCUCGUCACAUGUUCGCUAAAAAUCGCGCCCCGCAUGGAAAUUUUAGUAGAGCUCGCGAGUUUGCUGCACCUCAACCCAUCCGCCUGCUCAUACUCGUUAUGCCAACGGGAUGUUUUGCCUACCACGCGAGUUUCUGCCACACAUGCCCCUAUAAAUCGUGACCCCAAAGAGUUUUUUCAUCCAGCCAGCGAGUUUUUGUCCUCUCACAUGGCGAGCUUCUGCGCCAAAAGUUUCGGUGCACAAGUGAGUUCCUUGCACAAGGCCCGCCUCUAUCGGAAACUAGCGCCCUACUCCGAUAUACUCGCAAAGCUCGCAAGGAGUCGUACUAACUAUCGCUCGGUCAAGCCGCAACUCGCGCCCUACAAAUUUCCUUGUCGAUCCUGCGAGUUUUCAUACCUUCUGUGCAAUGCCAAAGCCAUACUCACGACUCCAACAAAUUUUCUUGAUUGCCCCGCGAGUUUUUUCAUUAAAUGUUUCGAUUUUCGAAGAUUAAAUGUCGGGAACUUCGCGGUCUCGAGUAACCAUUACCCUCGGCGGCUCAGGGCAGGAAGAAAGAGACCAGUUCAGGAAAGACUUGGAAACAAUGGUGAUCAAUAUGCCGAUUUCAACUAUAAGAGACUACGCAAUGAUGAUAGAACUGGCAAUGCUGUUGAUGACACCUACCUCCGUAAAGGUGACCUCCGUUUCAAAAUUAUGCAAAAGAGUCUGUUGAAGCAAAGUCAAAGCAGCCAGCCCAAUGUGCCGGAUCUUCGCAAUAUUCUGUCAAGGCCCGCUCAAUCUUCCACAAAUAGUGUAACUACAAGGGACAGGAUGCCCGAGCCAAAGGACACAAGACCUCGAUAUCCAGAACCUACAAGUGACGGCCAGCUCCUCAAAGAAACCAGACACCGUGGACCUUUAAUUCCUAUGGCACGGCAUCCAAGCUUGCAUGUAUCCGAGAUUCGGGCACCUGAUCCUAGGAAACAGCACAUGUUAGAACCCAGGGAACUUGGACAAACCAUUCUUGUGAAAAAAGAUUUUGGGCAUCCUCUGCCCCAACAGAGGGCAUCGAUUCCUUUAACCAGAAUGGAUUCAGUCAUGAGUAAGCAUUCUCCAUGGACUUUGGAACGUUUGAGGCAAAGAUCACCUGAUGAGUCCCUGGCAACUUCUAGAGGUCCUGUAGCACCAAAUAGACGUGAUAUACUGCAAGAAAAACUGGCAGUUAGGGCACAUGAUGAUGUUAGGAUGAGCACAUGCAUUAAUAAGGAUGCUUCACCUGUUGGACAGAUGAAGACUGGUGCACCAGUGUCGGCCCAACUACCUCAGCCUCGGAAUCUCACUCAAAGGAGUCCAUUUAUGGUGGACGAUCAAGUUACUGUGGACAGCUUUUUGCGUUCAUUGGGUCUAGAAAAAUAUUCUAUUCUCUUUAAGGCUGAAGAAGUUGAUAUGUAUUCUUUGAAGCGAAUGGCUGAGAGGGAUCUUAAAGAGUUGGGAAUCCCUAUGGGGCCCAGAAAGAAGAUUCUACUUGCAUUGCAACCUCGUUUGAGACAAGCAGCAUGA